Messenger RNA from Penicillium salamii, 960 nucleotides. The record is from the annotation of a GenBank genome assembly. Lineage: Eukaryota; Fungi; Ascomycota; Eurotiomycetes; Eurotiales; Aspergillaceae.
AUGCAAGCGAUCGAGAGGCAAUGGUCAAACGAUAAUCUGCGUAGAUUUGAUCGCUUCUGGUAUGGUCCAUCAAGAAGUCAAUUCCCUAAUCGGGUCCGAGAAGGAAGUGUUGUCACCGAAGGCGGCGCAUCGAGCAGAACCAGUAUGUCUAGCGGAAGGAGAUAUUCAACUUCAGACUCCCAUGUCAUCGAGCACAACGCGACGGUACCGAAUCAACCAUCCCAGACAUGGAACAUCAGAGGCCGUUCCCUGCGGCUAUUACGCAAACCAGCAACACGUUUUUACAAGCCCAAGAUUCUACAGGAAACGCUGCUUGGCCCUGAGAACUACAAGCAUUGGGCGGUGGCGAUGGAGCGAACGCUCAGGCAAUGCGCCGUUGCAUGGGAACUGGAAGGCGACAUUAUGCUUGCGCUAGUCUAUGGCGAGUCCAGCUCUCAAUGGACCCAAUUCAACCCGAACAUCUGGAUGGUGAUUUUCAGCAACGUGUCAUCACAGAUACAACAAGAUCUGAGUGAUUUAGGAACUUCGGAUGCCCACGAAGCAUGGCAGUUUCUGGAAAAGACGUGCGGAGGUGACGUGCCUUUGCGGGUACGGUCUGUUAAGGGUGUGCGCGAUAUAAUGAACAUUAGGUAUGACAAGUGUUCAUCACUCAAGGAAUAUCUACGGAAUAUGAUGCUGUGCAUUCGUGCAAUUGAAUGUAACCCUCACGGGGAGAAAGAGAACCAACGAAGAGAGGGAGGCAGCCCCCACGGAGGAACAGACAACGAGGGGGUAGAUAAUGAGUGGCUAUGGUGCCAGUUCAUACUCGUGAAUCUAGGACCAGAGUGGGAGUCAUGGAUCUCUGAAUUGCUGGAAAAGUCCAAAGAUGGCGAGCCGUUGGGUGGUGCCAUAAGGAGCCUGGGGAGACUCUUCCACAUCAUCGAGGCAGAAGAAGCCCGGCGCAUACAAGCCUCUCGUUAA